This is a messenger RNA of Coffea eugenioides, 700 nucleotides long. RefSeq lists its product as uncharacterized. The record is from RefSeq and is a predicted model, not a curated record. The coding region runs from base 99 to 587 and encodes 162 amino acids. The transcript is spliced from 4 exons. NCBI's taxonomy places the organism in Eukaryota, Viridiplantae, Streptophyta, Magnoliopsida, Gentianales, Rubiaceae.
UUGCCACCAACCACAUACAUAUUCCACUCAUCAACUGUAGGAAGCGGGAUAUCAGCCACAGCAGUUCCGACUCUUCCCCACAAAAGAAAACAGGAACGAUGAACUUUCAUGUUCAUACUCAUCAUCACCAACAUUCAGUCCCUCAAAUUCUACAUCACCCCUUCAAAAAUUUCCGAGCAGUCUCUGCAUUAAAGCUCAAAGAAAGUCCAAAUGUGGCGUUAAAAAGUCGGAGGAGGAGGACGCUGCCAUUAUUUCUCAACAGUUCAAAGUACAAUUCAGUUUCAGCAUCACUUUCGCCAUUGGAUUUGACUGAGGAUAAUAUCAAGCAAGUCUUGGCUGAUGCAAGAGUCGAGCUGGGACAACUAUUUGACGAUUCUGUUGGAAUGACAGAUGUAUAUGCAGGACAAGCAGAAUUAACAGACCUGGAUGGACCAUACGUGAAGAUUAGUCUUAGGGGCAAAUUUUGGCACAAACGUUCCACCGUUUUAGCUAGACUGGGGAAUUACUUGAAACAGAGGAUUCCUGAAAUUUUGGAGGUAGACAUAGAAGAUGAGAAGCAGUUGGAUGAUAGCCCUGAAAAUUUCUGACACGCCCGUUGCCGCUAUUUGAAUGUCUUUAGCUUUUGGUCUUUUACAUCUGCAAAAUCUUGGACAUGUAUUCUCUCACUGAUACAAAGUGAAUGAUUGUUUGAUUUGCAAUA